Molecule: messenger RNA, 1257 nt
Organism: Xenopus laevis (African clawed frog)
Lineage: Eukaryota; Metazoa; Chordata; Amphibia; Anura; Pipidae
Gene: nkx6-2.S
Product: NK6 homeobox 2 S homeolog
Exons: 3
Coding region: 383-1228 (281 amino acids)
Biological process (GO): cell differentiation; regulation of DNA-templated transcription; regulation of transcription by RNA polymerase II
Cellular component (GO): nucleus
Molecular function (GO): DNA-binding transcription factor activity, RNA polymerase II-specific; RNA polymerase II cis-regulatory region sequence-specific DNA binding; DNA binding
Source: RefSeq, a predicted model, not a curated record
GACUUUAUUAUAGGACCUUCAUUUAGUGCUGCUCUGGGCUCGGUGACGCGGCCUUCCAAUCGAUGGGCCAAUCAGAGCGCGGCCCGGCAGCGUGUGAGCCAAUGAGCAGGUGGCUGGUCAGUUAUCAGAGCGGUUCCUGCUGCUGCUGAGUCGCUUUGGCUUUGGGAUCUUCGCGGCACCGGGAGCGAUCGCUGCGACCGACAACGGGAUUUUUGUUUAGAGAUUUGCAAAGAAUCGAGUUUGGUGGCGAGCGACUGGGGCAGGGCGACUGUGCAGAAGAUCUGGCUGCUGUUUGUGGCGCUCCCAGGCGGCUCUGGGCUGAUCUUUACUCUGCUGAAAGUUGCGCACAAGCCUAGGGGACGGGCUGCUCUCAUGCUCCCCAAUGUUAUCCGUGGGACAGAUGGAGAGUAACAGACAAAGUGCUUUUCUGCUGAGCUCCACUCCUCUGGCUGCGCUGCACAAUAUGGCUGAGAUGAAGGCCACUCUGUUCCCCUAUACCCUGCACAACCCCAACACUUUCAAAUCCCCCAGUCUGUCCUCUCUCAACUCACAGAUCCCCCUGGCGACCCCUCAUGGGAUUAGUGACAUUCUUGGCCGACCCCUAGGGGCCACAUUGGGCUCCUCCAGUAACCUGCUCACUAGCCUGCCUCGUAUUAAUGGACUUGCCACCUCCACUGGGAUGUACUUUAACCCUGCUGUGUCCAGGUACCCCAAACCCCUGACUGAGUUACCCGGCAGGGCCCCCAUCUUCUGGCCUGGGGUUAUGCAAAGCUCUCCUUGGAGGGAUCCCAGACUGGCCUGUGCAACCCAGGCAGGGAUGCUGUUGGAUAAGGAUGGAAAGAAGAAACAUUCCCGGCCAACCUUCUCUGGACAGCAGAUAUUUGCCCUGGAGAAAACCUUUGAGCAGACCAAGUACCUGGCAGGGCCUGAGAGGGCACGACUCGCCUAUUCCCUGGGCAUGACAGAGAGCCAAGUCAAGGUCUGGUUCCAGAACAGAAGGACCAAGUGGAGGAAGAGACACGCAGCAGAGAUGGCCACAGCCAAGAAGAAACACGACUCAGAGACAGAGAAGAUGAAGGAGAGUUCAGACAACGAGGAGGACGAUGAAUAUAACAAACCCUUGGACCCCAACUCGGACGAUGAAAAAAUCUCCAGGUUAUUAAAAAAGCACAAGUCCACAAACUUGAACCUUCUCAGCCCUUGCAGCAACAAUUCGGACACUUUGUGAUAGGAAAUCACAGACUUAACCCCCCUCCC